GUUGGUCGCGCAUUUGUUUUCGGGGUAGUAGCAGCCAGCGGCCAUGCCCAGUGAUGACGACGGCCUUGCCCCGACGGAGGGUCCUGACUGGGAAAAUGGUUUUAGCGAUUCUCUUCGCAACUUUGAGGAAGCUGUCACACUGUGGAGACGGCGAGAGGAGGCCACCUGCGAGGAGAAGAUUGCAGGUCGGAAUCUAAAUCAACGCACAGUGGCAAGUUGUGACUUCACUGCAGAGGACUGCUUGAAAGCUCACUUUCCAGCUCGCGAAGAUGAUGAAAGCGAUGCACCAUUGCAGGCCUUGGUGAAAGUCGCGAAGAGUCAACGCGAGGAGCUCCAAGAGGUCUUGGAACUGGUGCGAAACCACGCGGAGCGCUUCGAAGGUCACUCGUCUCUGACGGCCCAAUUGCCAGAGCAAGGUAGUGCAAGCGCUCGCAAGAGUGGAGCAGAUGUUGUAGCUUUGCUGGCAGAGCUGCUGGAUGUUGCGUCUCGCAAUUUCAGCAAGCAGAGAGGAAAGGAGGAUGACCGGCGUGAAGAACGGAAUGGACGAGGACGUGACGAGCACCGUCUCCGAGAACGGCGUGAAGUGCGGAAGGAUGACUACCGCCGAGAUGACCGGCGUCGUGAGGAAGAUGAGCGUUACGAGGAUGAUCGACGUAGAGCGCUCGAUGGCGCAGGCCGCGAUGAUGGACGUCGUGAUCGUGACCGCGGCAAGGAUGACUAUGAUCAUCGACGUGAUGAGCGCCGUCAUGAUGACCGGUAUGAGGAUGAUCGUCGCGGACGUGAAGGAGGCCGUGAUGACGGGCGUCAUUAUCGGGCCAAGGAUGACUAUCGCCGCGACGAUCGCCGAGACGAUCGUUACGAUGAUCGGCGACCCCCAGGUCCGCGACGUGAGGAACGGCCAAGAUCUCGCAGCAGAGGUGAUGCAGCUGCGUGAUCAUCGGAAGCAAAAUCCGUUGACCAGGCAUAAUAAUUAUGUAAAAUAUAUCUUGAUCAUGAAAUUGAUGGCGAAUAUCAAAAUAUCAAAA
This is a messenger RNA of Cladocopium goreaui, 1025 nucleotides long. The record is from the annotation of a GenBank genome assembly. Lineage: Eukaryota; Dinophyceae; Suessiales; Symbiodiniaceae.